GCCUGGGAGCAAGGCCCCUCCCCAGAGACAGAUGUCCCCAGAGGCCUCUCUCACCGGAUCACCCCCACCCCAGCUCCACCAUGCACCCCCAGCUCCUGCCCCUGGCCCUCGCCCUCCUGGCAGCGGUGCCCCCAGGGGCUCAGGCAGGCCCAGAGGUGAGGAAAGAAGCCGGCUCGACUGUGGAACUUCCCUGCAACCUGACGGGGCCGAGCCUGAGUUGGCGGUGGAUCCCGCGCUACCCGGUCUGCGCUGGUGUUAGCGGUGGGAUACAGACGAUCUACACAGCGAUUGUAGGUGGGGCAGGGAAUAGCCUGCUGGAGAGAUUUAGGAAGUGGCUGCGUCUCCUAACGGAUCAGGGAACCCGAACCUCCGUCUUCGAACUUCAAACCCUCCACAUGAGCGACUCGGGGGUCUUCUUCUGUGCCAGCCCCAGGCAGAACGCCACGCCGAUCUCCGUGACCAUCACGCCCGGCUGCCCGGCCGGGGCGUCCAUCGCCGCGGUCCCCAAGGAGCCGGUCGGGGAGGGAGCAUCUGUGUCCCUUUCCUGUACCCCCUGUGGGGCGCAGGGACCCACAUCACCCCCAGCAGGGGGCGCCACGUGGCUACUUAAUGGGAAGCCGCCACCAGACUCCACAGCCCUUCGGAUCCUGAGGUCCAAGGUGACGAUAGAGGGUUUCUCCAGCUCGUUGGAGGGUCUGUGGAGCUGCCGCCUGCCUGGGGAUCCCCCCCGGUCUGGGGACUACUGCCUGGAGCGCGACCUGGGGGGGCACGGGACCCAGGAGAGCCCCCCACCCGGCCCCAUCCCCACCAGUCCAGACACCGGCACCCCAGGCGCUCUCCUGCCUCUGGUCGGGGGCUGCGCGGGGGCUGCUCUGGCCCUGGUCCUCGUGGGCGCCAUUGCUGUAAUUUGCUGCAGGAGGCGCUGGCCGAGGGAUGCCAGCGCGACCCUCCCGGCGACGAAGAUGGACGGAAAGUGGGAACAAUGGGCCGAGCAGCCCGGCCCCACGGAGGCUGGCGGAGCCGAGCAGAAGCCUCCGUCGGCUGACCCCCUGCCUGCUGGCGAGGUAACCAGCCUGGAGUUGGUCCCCUUGGCCUUGUGCAGCGGGGCCAUGAUCGCUCACCACGGUGAAUUUCUUGUUGUACAAAUAGGGUUUAAGCUGCUUGACAGCCCGGACAAUGGCACAACGUUCCUUCUCAAUGGGAGCGUAAAGGGAGCCAAGGACAGGGAAGGAGGAUACGGCCAUCAAGUGAGUUACACGGCAGAGAAAUGGUGGCACUAG
Molecule: messenger RNA, 1280 nt
Organism: Trachemys scripta elegans
Lineage: Eukaryota; Metazoa; Chordata; Testudines; Emydidae
Exons: 7
Coding region: 81-1280 (399 amino acids)
Source: RefSeq, a predicted model, not a curated record